Molecule: messenger RNA, 1119 nt
Organism: Serendipita indica DSM 11827
Lineage: Eukaryota; Fungi; Basidiomycota; Agaricomycetes; Sebacinales; Serendipitaceae
Source: the annotation of a GenBank genome assembly
AUGCUCCCCACCCGUUCGCUCGUCGGUGCUGCUAGAACAGCACUUUAUCAGGCUCCUCGUCGAGGAUACGCCGCAGCGAGUCCAACAGCCGCUUUUGCUGGAAAGAAGGACGCAAGUGGAAAGUACACUGUGACGCUCAUUCCUGGAGACGGUAUUGGACCGGAAAUCAGCCAGUCUAUCAAGGAUAUCUACACGGCUGCAAAAGUCCCAAUUCAGUGGGAAGAAGUCGAUGUCACUCCAAUCCUCGUCAACGGAAAGACUGCAAUCCCUGACGCCGCUAUCCAAUCCGUCAAGAAGAACACUGUAGCACUCAAGGGUCCUUUGGCUACCCCAAUCGGAAAAGGUCAUGUCUCCCUCAACUUGACCCUCCGGAGAACAUUCAACCUCUUCGCAAACGUGAGACCGUGCUUGUCGAUCCCAGGCUUCAAGACUGCGUAUGACAAUGUCGACACUGUCCUUAUUCGCGAGAAUACCGAGGGAGAAUACUCUGGUAUCGAACACGAAGUUGUCGACGGUGUCGUUCAGUCGAUAAAGCUAAUCACAUGGGAUGCCUCCGAAAGGGUCGCGCGCUACGCGUUCAACUAUGCGCAGAGCCAGGGACGAAAUAGGGUGACUGCCGUUCACAAAGCAAACAUUAUGAAAAUGUCCGACGGAAUGUUCUUGAGCGCCUGCCGUCAAGUCGCAAAGGACUAUCCAAACAUCAAAUACGACGAGGAUCUUCUCGACCGUGUCUGCCUGCAGAUUGUCACCAACCCGGGUCCCUACUCUGACCGUGUCAUGGUCAUGCCCAACCUCUACGGAGAUAUUCUGUCAGAUAUGUGCGCUGGUCUCAUUGGCGGUUUGGGUUUGACACCAUCGGGUAACAUUGGAAGGGAUGCUUCCAUCUUCGAGGCUGUUCACGGUUCCGCUCCAGACAUUGCUGGCAAGGGUCUUGCAAAUCCUACCGCACUCCUCCUCUCGUCGAUCAUGAUGUUGAGGCACAUGAACCUCGGUGACUUUGCCUCGAAAAUUGAAAAAGCCGCGCUUGCUACAAUCGCUGAAGGCAAGAGCAUCACUGGAGACCUGGGUGGAAAGGCUAGCACAAAGGAGUACACUGCGGCCAUCAUCUCCAAGCUAUAG